AUGUCUAUCCCUAUUCGUUCUGCCCGUGCGCUUGACGUAUCCUCAGCUGGAUCUUCUGCUGGAAUAGGCCACUCAUGUGACUGUUCAGCAUCGUCGAACGAUGAUACUAGCCAUAGACAACACUCAUCCAACAACCCCGCUGCACGUCAAGAUGACACUUUCCCAGGGGGUUACAGCACCAAGGGCAUCGAUAUCAGCCCCACCCCCGCAGUUUCUAGUGAACAUGAGAAGUGGGUUCAGAAACACUGUCUCAAACGCCUAGACGAAGGUAGCCUUGACCCCUCCGAGGGGAUAUUCGAUAAUCUUCCGUAUUCAAGGAUCGAGGCACAUCUAUUCUACGAAGAUACAGCAUGCUUGCCACACGCCUGGAGCCAGAAAUACGAAAAUACCAACAACCCAAUGAAAACCAAUCUCAUACCGUUGAAAGAGAAUGAUAUCGAAGCUGGUUUGAAAAGAUGUACGAUCUCUGAGGAAUAUACAACCGAGAAAGGUUCAAGGGGAUUGUUAUUGAAGUUAAGUGAAUUUGAAGAACCGAAUCCUAAAACGAAUUUUACAAAGAAUGAGAAUUGUAAUUUAUUUCCUGGCACGAAAAUUCAACAUAGUUUCUUGAAACGAAAACCAACUAUCACCUCACACACAGAGAGAAACGAAGAGGGGGAAGGAUGGAUCGACCCAUCUAAAUUUUACUUACGUACCCUGCUAGACCCGUUCAUCCGUGUUAACCAUUCUUCCCAGUACGAUUCUCACGUCGAAUAUACUAUCAGACCGGGAAUGCACGGUAUAUACACCGAUCCAGCAAGUUAUGGUGGACUAUGUCCGAAACACCAACAAUGUAUAAUGAGAGCCUUGAAAGAUUCCCGACCGUAUAUCUCCAGAUCCGGAGAUGUGUAUUUGGAAUUGGCUAGAGCUACUUGGAAAACUGCUAAGAUGAUUUCCUCCAUUUCUAAUCUCAGUGAGCAAGAGCAAGAUGAAUAUCUGAAUAGUUAUAUUGACAAAUUUGGAGACUACGGCACUGCUCCCUUGUACGGUACUCCGCACGAUUAUGCGGACGACGAUAGACCUAAUGCAGAUAAAGGGAAACAUCGUAUGAGUACUCAAGGGGGGGUUGUGGUGAUUGAUAAUCCCAACAACGAGAUCAUACCUCAAUUCUCUGUUUCAUGGGCUAAAUUGAGAGAUUAUCAAGAUCGAAAGAAAGAAUCUGCAAACAAGAUGAGGUUAACCAAUGGAGAUAAAGACACAAGAUUCGAUGUUCAAGAUACUUAUCAGGAUUUCAAUACUUCUCGAUGGGGAAAGACGUCUACUCGAGAAAUCGUAUGUGGAAGAGAACCUUACAAGCGAGAUAGGAUGAACCGAUUCCAGAGCCAUAAGAAUAUGCAGAAUCCCUCAAGUGGAAAAUGGGACACUCCGUUACCAUUUCAUCUGCUGAGCUUCAUCGUUUCCGAACCAGAUGACGAGAAUCACGUCAGAUCAGUAUCAAAUGCUUGUGAUAAGGUUGAGAACUCAGAUGGAGAGCACGACGAAGAUGCCUCUCACCCUCAAACCCAGGGGCAAGCUGAGCACGACACUGAUUGCUCCGAUGGAUCCUCUUCUGAUCAAGGUGAUUUCUAUGAUGACGACGAGCCACGCCCCGAUACUCAUGUACAAGACGAGAUGGUGGAGACCAAGAAGAAAGCAAGGAGGGCUUGGCGAGGAUACCGUAGGAUGAUAGCCUGGGAUAAUAAGCUAAGAUUGAAAGGAGCAGUAAAACCAGCGCAGAGUUGGUCAUCUGGCGCUUGGAUGACUUAA
Molecule: messenger RNA, 1785 nt
Organism: Kwoniella botswanensis
Lineage: Eukaryota; Fungi; Basidiomycota; Tremellomycetes; Tremellales; Cryptococcaceae
Exons: 1
Coding region: 1-1785 (594 amino acids)
Source: RefSeq, a predicted model, not a curated record